CGGAAAUGAGCUGGAGGAAAAGUAAACAUGGCUGCUCAGAUAGCAGUUCUGAUCAGUUUAAAUUUAAUUUUUUCCAACAUAAGGCUAUCUCAGGCUUCAACGCAUUGGGUAGUGACAGAAGAUGGAAAAGUACAAUCUCAGAUGGACUCUGUGUUCAACAUGAAGAGACCGUACGACCUUGUUGCCUUUAUGAAACAAGAAGAAAGAGCAAAUAUGCUGGACAAACUGAAACAAGAACUUCUUUCAAGAAAAGUGGAAAUAGACAGUACAGAAGAUAGAGAUACAGGUUUAGAAGAAAAGUUUUAUAAAACAGAUCCAGAUUGUUUAGCAGCUGGGAAACAGUUGCCCGACCUUGACCUUUAUAUCAGUACAGUACUGCCUCUAGAAAAUAAAGGAAUAAGACCUGAGGAUUUUCUACCGCGUUUUGUACCAGGGUCAUUUUUAAUGCAGCCAGAUUGUACGCAGUAUAUAGACCUGCCAUACAGCCCAUAUGCAUAUGAACAUCUGGAUGGCAUGAGGGACCGCAGGAAGUUGCCUGGUUCCCCAGAACUUGGACUAAAAAAUGCUAUAACCUAUCAAGAUAAUGUUGACGAAUAUGGUCAUAGGAUUUAUGAGGCAUUUAAAAAGAAUCAGACCUCAUGGAUAUUGUACAACAUGGCAGCAUUUUACUGGAGAAUUAAAGGAGAUCCAUACAAUGUUAUAGAGUGUGUACGGAGAGCUCUCCACUAUUCUCCAAGAAUGCAGAAAGACGUAGCAUUGAUAAGUUUAGCAAAUGUUUUACAUCGUGCACAGAAAUCCAACGAGGCAGCCAUAGUGGUGCAUGCUGCCAUUGAUGUAUCCAGGGAGUUAAAUGUUAACCAUUUUACAUUGGGAAAUAUUUAUGCUGUCCUAGGAGAAUAUAAUAAAUCUGUGAUAUGUUUUGAGAACACAUUAAGAAUCCAGCCGGAUUUCGAAGCAGCAGCCAAACGUAAACAUGCUGUGAUCUGUCACGCCAAACUAGAAAGUGCAUUGGAGGCUCAGCAUAGGUCACUUCAACGUACGUUAAAUGAUCUCAAAGAUUACCAGCGUAAACACGACUUCUGGCAACAACAGAGUGAUAAAUUGCUUGCCGAACAAGUGCCGCUAGAAGUUAAACUCUCGCAACAUGUGGCUUAUGAGGAACUUAAAAUAAAGGAGCUUUCUUCCGAAAUAGGGAAGAAAAAAAAAAAGUUCAAUAAAGGCCGUGAGUAUUGUAGAAUGGGAGGUAAGGAGGGCAAACAAGUACUGAUGUGUUCUUGGCGUAGGAAGGCAGACCCAGAAAUAGAGAUGGAUCUCACUGUUCCAGCUGAUAAACCAGCUCAAGAUAACAUAAAGGAAGAGGAGAAGUCUGUGAAAACUGAACCUGAACCAGUCAGCUUGAGAGAUUACACAAAACCUGUCAGGGGGCACAAAUAUACAUUUGAGACUGUCAAAGUACCAAGGUAUCAAGGUGUAACCCCAGACUACCUGAAUGAAGAAUGGCCAAGCAAAGAGGAGUGUGAUCUUCAUGUUCAGAAAGUCCCAGAUGCACGAAAUCUUACAUCCACCUACUUGCCACCAGAAAACAAGGGUUAUGAAGUGAAACCCUUGCUGAAUGAGUUUUUAGGGUUGAAGGAAGGUGAUGAACACCCAUUACCAUGGUUUCCACCAGUCUGUGUCACGUUGCUAGACAUCCCAGAGGACAACCCAAGGUCACAUGAUGAUAUUUACUCUGUAUCUCUUGAAAUGAGGAAGACCAUUCCACUAGGACUGAAAGACCAUUAUCAUACAGAGCUGCUACUGAGCUAUGUAAAUGAUGGUAAAGUCACUAUUGAGGAACUGGGACAAAGAAUCCUGUCAGGCCUAAAAAAGAGAGAUGGACCAAAAUGGAUAUUUUACAAUUUGGCCGGCCUGUAUUGGAGGAUAAUUGGGAACAACUACCAUGCUAUAGAGUGUUUCAGACGAUCUGUAUAUACAGCACCAUUUGAUGUGUUAGACGUCCCAGAUAUCAACCUUGCAAACAUUCUGUACAGAUGGGCACAGUAUGACGAUGCUCUGGAACUUUCAAAAUAUUCCUUGAGACUCAGUCAGUAUGAGCCUGCAGCACAAUUCCUCAUAGGCAACAUAGAAUGGGCUAAAAAGAAUUAUACAGGAGCAAUAUGGAGAUACCAGCUUGCACUUGAAGCUGAACCAAACUAUGUUGAAGUUGUGAACACGCUGCGUGAUCUGAAAUGUUACCUACGGUAUCAUCAGGCUGCCCAGUCAGCUGUGCCAGUUGAGGUACUGUCAAACUGUCCCGCACUAAUGGGACAGGAUAUGAGCCAAUCAGAAAGUAGGGUAAUCUGUAGACAUGAAGCUGGCGAGGAGAAGUGUGUAAUCGAGACUCGAACACGCGGCAAUUCAGGUGAGUCUGAAGGUUCAUGUACACAGACAUGUACAGUCGGCCCGGUAACUGAUACAUGCAGCAGUCAACAAGCAGUUGAAGGCCCAGAAGGUCACUCGCAUGGCACGUGUGGACAAUGUAAUAGUUGCUGUAACAGAUGCUCCAAAUGUGCUCCACCCCCAAGCAAUUCCUGUCAGCACCCUAAGGGACCUAUUGAACAGACAUCACAUAUGACAGCUGACGGGAUAUUAUUUGACUCUCUUGAUGAUGAUGAGGAUGAGAAUGAAGACAAAGACAGCGAGGAACAGGCAACAGAGAAGAAUAUGGAUGAGAAUGGACACUGUCCCGAAGGCGAGGAUUGUUCUAAGGUCAAAGUUCAGUGUCACAUACCGAUAUUGAUACACCAGACCCCACCUCAUAUAAAGUUGGAAUUCAUCAACGGACAACUAUUCCAAAAACUGAUUUUUGCUCAGUCGCCGAAUGAACUUACAGUACGAGCAGAGGAGUGUGUUAUCUUUAAUGAUGGCACAAAAUCAGAGGGAUGCUCAAGACCAGAAUUCAGGGCCUAUCGGCCUAAACUCUAAGGAUUCUGGUAUAGAUUAUGUAGAUGAUGCACGAGUUUUAUAUCAGACGUCUUUAUCACGGGACCACUGUCUUUCCAAUAAAAAUGUUUAACAUGAUUAAGUGUUACUAACAAAAAACAAGGAAUUAACACAUUUUGUUCUAAAAUUUAAAAAAAAUGUUUCGAACACUAAGGAUGACAUUCAGAUUGAAGUGUAUUUUUAUAUCAAAGUGAAAUUUUAAAAUAAAAAUAUAGUAAUGUGAAGUAUUUUGAUAAUCAGUUUUAACCUUUAGCCUGCUGAAUUUCUAAAAUGGACUGGUCCAUCUUUCAAUUAGGGCAAUAUCAUUUAUUAUUCGAAUGGGUGUUCACUGAAAAUUUACUGACUGAAGACCAUGAUCUUGGUCUGCACUGGUCGCAAAGGCAGAAUAAAUUGCCACAAGUAGGCUAAAGGUUAAAGUACCUAAAACAACAUAACUUUUGCAAAUAAAUCUUGAAUUUCUAGUUUAGGUGGCAGCACUUUUUCUCUUUGUAUCAGCUCUAAUACAGUGUGUAUGAAAAGGCAUGUGCUACAAAUUUCAUUGAUUUAAUCAAAGAAAGUCAGUUUGUUUACAUUGUUUCUUUUAAUAAGUUUUUGGUGCUGUCUUACGCAUUUCUCCAAAAUUAUUUAGAUUUUUUGCUGCCGCUUUAAAAAAAUUCAGAGAUCUUUAAGAAUUUAUCCAGUCAAGGUCAUUUUCAUUUUUCUGAUUUUUUCAGACAUAUUUUGUAACUUUGUUUAUCUGUCGAAAGAUUGGAUAUUUAUGUGCUUUCUUUCUUUGUUAAAUAGACUUUUGACUAAUCUCCAGGUUUUGUAUUUGGUUUUGAGUUUUAUGCCUUUUUGUUUUCAAUUUUUUUCUUUCUAUUUUUUGACUCUACAACAUCAUCAGCAUCAACAACAGUAAUUUUAAAUGGAAGACAGUAGUCUUAGUGUUGUUGACAUGUACUUUGUCUAGUGGUUCACAUUUAUAAUUAACAAAUCUAAUUUUGCCGCCUUUUUCUUUCAUCCAGAAUCUCUUUCUAACCUUAUUGUACUGUUGUAAUACUGUGUUUAUAUAUAUUUUUUCUUGUAAUAAGAUGAUUAACAUAGUUUAACCCUUACCAUGCAAAAUUUCUAUAAUGAACUUGUCCAUCUUCCAAUUUGGAUAGUACCAUUAACUGUUAAAAGGGGUGCUAACCAAAAAGAUACUGACUGAAUAGCAAACAGUGCAGAUCAUGACUGCAGACUGCAGGGAUGUGCAUGCUGAUCAUGAUCUACACUGGUCGCAAAGGCAGAACCAGUCGUGUCUCCAGCAUGGUAAGGGUUAAUUAUGCCUCAGAAAACUAGAUAAUUUGCUUACAGUAUCAUACACAUAUGAUGCAAAUAUCGCAGAUGACUUUAUGUAAAAAAAUCUUUUAAAAUAGAAAAUCCCGAAUGUAGACGCUUAAUAGGUAUCUAUUCUUUUGGCAUGUGAGAAAUUUUGGCAGAUCGAAACAUAUGCUUUAACAUUAUGUCAUCCAUCUUUUUGAAGACUUUUGUUGAUAUAGAUUUCUGUAGAAUGCAGUUUGCUAGUAGAAUGUUUUAGAAUAUUUGGCUUAACCUUUACCUUGCUAAAUUUCUAAAAUGGACAGGUCUAUCUUUCAAUUUGGGUAGUACCAUUUAUUAUUUGAAGGGGUGUUCACUGAAAAUUCACUGAAAAGUGAACAAUAUAGAUCAAGAUCAGCCUUCACUGGUGGCAAAGGCAGAAUCACUUGCCACCAGGAGGUUAACGGUUUAAUCCUUACUUAGAAGCAUUAUUUUUCAUUCCUGAGAGGACCAGCAUUCUGAUUUUGAAUUUAAUGAAAUUUAUGGUGACCAAUGGAGAAAAGGAUCUUCAGUUCAUACAUAGUGCAAGAACAACUGUGUAAUGGUUAUUAAUUAGCUCCCUUUUUUUCCCCAUUCAUUUUUACCAGAUACCUAAUAACCAUAUGAUAAGGCACUCUAUGAAGCAAUUUCCAGGUGAAUUGAACAGAACAAUAUAACUAUAAAACCUACAGCGAUGAGAUAUUAUUUGUUACCAAUAUAUAAUAGCCUUUGCAAACGGGGAGAUGAAUCACCAUAAUUUAUGUGAUAGCUGAAGUUUGCCUUGUUCUUGGACAAAUAGAUCGUGUCUCCUUAUGAAUUUGAAUAUGAUGAAAAAGAUUCAACCCUCUGAUGUUUAAAGUUUUGCAUGUAUUCUUGCAUGUGUUAAAAUAUCUAAGAUUAAACAAUUUUUUAAAAAAAGUCAGUUUUCUGAUCAAAUAUCCGGAGAAAAAAUGAUGGAAAAAAUAUUUAUUUUAUUCAUUUUUAUUUCUAAAGAAAAUUUCUGAUUACCGUAAUAAAGAAAACUUACUUAUAUUAAUUUAAAGAAAAACUUUUUUACAUCAAAUAAACUCAUUUAGUAACAUUUGAAGACAGAAGAUAGUGAUCCAGUUCAAAUUUAGAGAAUUCAGUUAUAUAUAAGCACAGCUGUGCAAAAACCAACAUUAGGGCUUUGCAACAAGCAGGGAUCCAGGUCAGUGAACAUUCUUACUGUUGGUUUAAAAGUCUCAGCUCUUGCAUGCAACUGAUAUGCGACCAGUGUGGAUCCAUAUCAGACUGCAUGGAUACACAGGUUGAUCUGGAUCCAUACUAGUCGCAAAGCCCUAAUGUUGGUUUUCACACAGCGACACUCGUAUAAUUUAAGCAUAAAUAUGUCCGUUAUUGUUCAGCACACAUUCUUUGUUGUUGUAACUUUUUUAUUGAAGAAGACUGGCAGUUUAUAAUUAGAUUUUAAAACAGUAUUUAUUUCAUGAACAGAUCAUCUAGAAAUCCAUUUCUUUAUUGAAAAAAAAUCCCAACGUUAAGGUAUUUCUGUAUGUUUGUUUAACUGGAAGUGACUAUAACAUCACUUUUCCUGAAAACCUAAAAUAAUGCCUGGUAGCAUAGAUGAUAAUCUUAUUUUAUUGAAUGUAUUAAGUGUUAAAUGGUCAAUGCUGCUUUAAGGUUUAUUUUGACAUUAGUAAAAUAAUUCAAAAUAAUAACAUAGAAUAAGCAGCAAGGUAGGAGUGAUAUUUUGGGAAUUGUGAAAAAUUAAGCUAGUACAUGUAUAUGACUGGAUUUUUUUUUAUUGGCUGAAUUUCCUUCUGAUAUAAUAUUGCUUUGAAAAAAUAUGGUUUAAAUAAAUUUACAUUUUAGGACAAUAUUUGUUUCAAGCAUGCAGAACUACGUUAUUGUAAAUGUGUUUGUAGUAUAGUUGUGAGCUCUAUUAGAUAUGUGUACUUUUAUUCAUAAUGAUCAUGCCUCCCUUUCGAUGAUUUGCCAAUUUUAAAGAUCAGUGUCACGUUGUCUUGGAGACUGAAACUGGUUACUGAUCGAUAAUUGUAGCAUGCUUGGCAUUCAGGUCUGAAACUUGUUCCUGAUCAAUAACUGGAGCAAGCUUCCCAGUCAAACUUAUGAUGAUUGCAUUUUUUGUCAGUAUAUGACCUCUUUAAGCUUGUUGUUUUUUGGGUCAGUACAUUAAAGAACAUGGUCACAAUGACCUUGAGACUGGAAAUGGUUGCCAAACAGUAACUGUAGAAUACUUGUGCGUUCAUACUGUAAUUACCUGUGAUGUGAUGUGACUCCUAUCAUUUUAUACCAAAGGUCAAGGUCAUAGUGACAUUGAGACUGAAAAAUGUUUCCAGUCAGUAACCUGAGAAAGCUUGCACCUAAGCUCCACAGUCUUUAGGACUAAUACCCUUAUCAGUAGAUAACACUUGACUUGCUAUUCUUAGUGUCAGAGGUCACAGUGGCCUUAAGGCUGAGGAACUGUCUAUGGUCAGUUACUAAAGAAAGCUUUUGACCUAUAGCAGUCAAACUUGGUAGGAUAACAUUCUUUGGUCUUUUGUUGAUCUGUGUCAUUUUAGAGUCAUAAGUUCAAUGGUCAAGGUCACAGUAUACCCGAAGCUGAAUGUCACAAACUCUGUUACUUCUGACAGGUCAGCAUGGGAAAAUACGUGUUUUUUCAAACAGUUCUCACUUCUUGAAAUAUCAAACAAAUUCAUAGAUUUAGAGUAGAGGCUAACCCUUUUUACCUUGUGCAAAUUUUUCUACAUGCACAUAAUAUAAUAUUAUUAUUAUAACAGUCUUUAAUCAAAUGGUGUACAGUUAUCUGCAGAAAGGCUUUUUUACCUGGUAAAUUUUGUGCAUUAUUAUUUUCAGACUAAAUUUGCAUUGGAUAUAUGACCCAUACUAAAAAAAAACAACCAAAAAACAAGACUUACAUUGACACUUUGGGGCAGGAGAACUUUCAAACAGUGUUUGUUAGUAAAUUUCAGGAUUUUCAUGAUUAUUAGUGUUGUUGAUAGUGAAUAACAUAAAAUGACUAAUGAUCCCUAUAAGUGCAUGACAAUUUUCUUAAUAUUCAUAUGAUUACAUGACUCCUUACAUAAAUUGUGGGUCCACAGUUUGUGCUGUAUGAUUGGUCUAUUUUCAGCUGGGGUGAAAUUCAAAAUUUACAGGAAGUUAUUAUGAAAACAUAAAAAUUAUUUUUGAUGUGAUGUAAUAAAAGACUGAUUGAAUGGCUCGCCAGUCUAUGAGUGUAUAUUGUAAUUAUGAAAAGUUACCUGAUCUGUCAAAUAAAGAAAAUCAAAAUAAUGGUACAAGUUAAUGGCAACAGUAUUGCACUGUAGUUUUAUAUUUCAUUUAAGGCAUGUAAACUUAAAAGUUCAUCAAUUUAUCAAAGCUUGUAGUUGAAAUAGCUCACGUAAUAGAGCACUCCUUUUGCUUUGAAUUGCAUUCAUGUUAUUAUUCUGCAGUCUAUCAUAAUUUGAUACAUGUAUUUACAUAAAUGCGCACCUUCUCUUUCAUUUACUUAAUUUGCAAUAUGAUAUUAUUAUUUUUUUGUGUACUUAUGUUAAAAUACACGCAACUUUGUUACUGUAUAAGUUCUUAAUUUUCAUUUUGAAAUAUUUAAGUAAAAUUGUUGUUAAUUUGGCAAUAAAGAAAACUUACUUGAA
Mercenaria mercenaria is the source of this 7952-nucleotide messenger RNA. RefSeq names its product tetratricopeptide repeat protein 17-like. Gene Ontology annotation, molecular function: protein binding. NCBI's taxonomy places the organism in Eukaryota, Metazoa, Mollusca, Bivalvia, Venerida, Veneridae. The transcript is spliced from 23 exons. The record is from RefSeq and is a predicted model, not a curated record. Gene Ontology annotation, biological process: actin filament polymerization. Gene Ontology annotation, cellular component: actin cytoskeleton; cytoplasm. The coding region runs from base 28 to 2964 and encodes 978 amino acids.